This is a messenger RNA of Vanessa tameamea, 870 nucleotides long. It is a transcript of the gene MED31, whose product is annotated as mediator of RNA polymerase II transcription subunit 31-A. NCBI's taxonomy places the organism in Eukaryota, Metazoa, Arthropoda, Insecta, Lepidoptera, Nymphalidae. Gene Ontology annotation, molecular function: transcription coregulator activity. The transcript is spliced from 4 exons. The record is from RefSeq and is a predicted model, not a curated record. The coding region runs from base 389 to 790 and encodes 133 amino acids. Gene Ontology annotation, cellular component: core mediator complex; mediator complex. Gene Ontology annotation, biological process: regulation of transcription by RNA polymerase II.
AGAACCUGCCUGCAGUUGCGAAUCCAAAGUUUUUUUUAUCUUUUUUGUUUAAUUGAAUACAAUUGUAAAUAAUAUAUUAAUGUAAAUACAAUUUUGAAUCGUCUAUUUGAUAUGGAUGAAAAUGUAGAUUGUUUUGAAAUUUGUAACUUUCAUUUCGUAAAUUAAGUUUUAUUUAUUAUUUUGUUCUUAAAAUGCUGAUGUAGAAAAUUGAAUUGAUACAAAUUCUUUAUUUUGUUUGACUAUAAAACGCAUAAAUAAAAAACCUUACAAAAUGAUGGCUGGAAAAGGUAAAAACAGUAAUGUAUAUUUAUAUUAUUCCUUGUUGAUAGUGCUGUUUACUAAUUUGUGUUUGCCAGCCUCAGAUAAUUCAUAAUAAUUUAUUUCAGUCAUGGAAACUGAGGAACAAAACAGAAUCAGAUUUCAAGUGGAACUUGAAUUUGUGCAGUGCUUAGCCAAUCCUAAUUAUAUUCAUUUUUUAGCACAACGUGGCUAUCUGAAGGAGCAGCCAUUCAUCAACUAUCUGAAGUACCUUCAGUAUUGGCGUGAACCAGAAUAUGCUCGUUAUCUGAAAUACCCUAUGUGUUUGCACUUCCUAGAAUUACUACAACAUGAAGCAUUCAGGAGAGAAUGUGUCUCCGCUCAGGUUUGCAAAUUUAUGGAUGACCAAGCUAUUUUGUUAUGGCAACAUUACACGCGACGGCGUACGCGUACCCUACAACCGCCGGAUGCGCCUGCGCCCCCCGCACCCCCUGCGCCGCCACAACAAGGACAACCAAGGCAACAAUCAUAACUAAGUGCUAAAGUGAACAUUGAGUGAACAGUUAUCUAAAAUGAAAUAUGGAGUAUUGAAGGAAAUUAUUGAAAGUUUAA